AUGGAUGACGAAAUGUUAUGUAGUGAUUUAUUAUUCUCGGGUCACACAUUAGCUAUGGUUGUCAGCUCAUUAACAGUCGCUUAUUAUUUGCCUACUCAUUUAGAGCACUCAGAUAUAUAUCACGUAUGUUAUCAUGGGUUGGCAUGGUCUGUAUGGUCAUUAGUAGGACUCAUUAUACCAUCGAUGUCCUUUUUGCGUACUGGCUCUCAACGGCAAUAUUCAGUUGAAACAAAUGACAUUUGGAGAAAGCGUGGUCCUAGUCAACAACUGAGGCUUACGCUUUCUCCGCAGAAAAGGAAAAGAUCUUCAUGUUGUCUAGAUUUGAUUUGUACCAAUCAUUAG
Molecule: messenger RNA, 342 nt
Organism: Loa loa (African eye worm)
Lineage: Eukaryota; Metazoa; Nematoda; Chromadorea; Rhabditida; Onchocercidae
Exons: 3
Coding region: 1-342 (113 amino acids)
Source: RefSeq, a predicted model, not a curated record